Messenger RNA from Pecten maximus, 4627 nucleotides. Its product is annotated as multidrug resistance-associated protein 7-like. Gene Ontology annotation, biological process: transmembrane transport. Gene Ontology annotation, cellular component: membrane. Lineage: Eukaryota; Metazoa; Mollusca; Bivalvia; Pectinida; Pectinidae. The transcript has 18 exons. Gene Ontology annotation, molecular function: ATP hydrolysis activity; ATP binding; ABC-type transporter activity. Bases 115 to 4209 code for a protein of 1364 amino acids. The record is from RefSeq and is a predicted model, not a curated record.
GUUCAUAGUCAUAUCACCCUAACCACCCGUUAGUUUUCACUAUACCGACAGGUGACGUGUGACGUAAGACUGUGGGGCGAACUGUAAUCGAUUUGUGAUACUGAAAGAAUCAAGAUGGAAGAUGACUACCAAACAGUUUUCCUUGAAAAUAAGACACCUGGUUUGAAAAACAACGGAUCUGUAGUUUCAGCUGGAAUUUUUAUGGAUGUGACGUUUGUAGGAAUACCGUUAAAUAUCACUUUAGCUUUCAUCAGCGUUCUCAUUGUAUAUUUCCUCACACGAAAGGUUAUUUGGGGAAAACAGGAUGACUUUAACAGCGGGAAAAAAUCUAAUCAACAACGGUGGGGCCAGGAUUGUGAAGACAGUCUCCCACUCAAUGAAGAUGACGUAUCUUUAUUCUCCAUGUUGACAUAUGACUGGGUAGAACCACUUCUCGAUAAGGGAAGCAGCAGGCCCAGCCUCACUUCCAAAGACAUGUUCACCAUGCCAAACAGUCUGAACGUCAAAAAUGUACAAGAGAAAUUCUGUAAAACACUCAAAACUGUUGAGAACAUCAGUAAACAGACCAACAAGAAAAAACACAACUUGCUAAAGGGAUUAUACAAAGCAUACGGAUUAGACUUUCUUCUUCUUUGUGGUUUAUUAGAGUUACUUGCACACCUUAUAGACUUCACCAGUCCAAUAACACUAAAUUGGUUGAUAUCCUUUUUCGAAAAUGAUAACGAGCCAGCGUACGUCGGAUAUCGCUAUGUGUUUUUAUUGUUCUUGUCGACAUUCGGAAAAACUCUUGUAGACAGCAGAUUUCACUAUGUCCGUAUGCAUGUCAUAUUUAAAACAAGGAUUUCAAUCAUGACAACAGUCUACCAGAAAGCAAUGAGGAUAAGUACUGUAGCUUUAUCAAAGUUCAGCACUGGUGAGAUUGUUAAUUUUCUAGGAACUGAUACAAACCGGAUAUUACAGAUGCUUUCUUGCUUCCAUACUCUAUGGAGUCUUCCGUUGGAAACCAUUAUAUGUAUGUACAUCCUGUAUCAACUGGUUGGAGUCGCAUUCAUGGGAGGACUGAUAGUUGCUUUAGGACUUGUUCCUAUAAACAAGAUCGUAUCGACGAAGCAGAUUACUCUUGGUAAGGUACUAAUGAAGCAGAAAGACAAUAGAACAAAGAUGAUUAACGAGGUCCUGGGAGGAAUCAAGACAAUCAAGCUAUACACAUGGGAAAAUCACUUCCAGAAAAUGAUUGCCAAUCUUCGUGAUGCAGAAUUAUAUACCAUUAGACAACGAAAGAUAAUUUCUGCCAUAUCAUCAUUCCUGUGGACACUGACUCCCAUACUGAUGACUGUACUGACUUUCACUAUAUAUUCUAUGAUAGGAAAAGCGAUAACCGCCGCCAAGAUGUUUACCUGCCUGGCGCUGUUUAUGAAACUUCUUGGAUCUCUAAAUGAUCUGCCCUAUACAUUCAAUAGCAUAAUGCAAGCAGUCAUUUCCCUUGAAAGGAUUGAGAGAUUUGUAGCUUUGGAAGACAUCGACUUCAACAAAUAUUACGAACAUAAGCAAGAAUCGAAGAAGGCCAAUACUGUGAUAUCGGUAAACGCAGGAAAAUUUACAUGGAAAGAGAAGAGCAUUGAAACAGAUGGGGAACCAGCUUGUAAAUUAGUGCCCUUUACUCUUCGAGAUAUUACUGUCCAUGUAACAGAGGGCCAGUUUAUAGGAGUAAUAGGCAAAGUUGGUUCGGGAAAAAGUUCCCUUCUGGACGCAAUACUUGCUGAGAUGGGUCGAGAAGAAGGCGAUAUUUCUGUGUCUAACCUAAAAAGCGGGUUUGGCCUUGUGGGUCAGGAACCUUGGAUACAACAAGCUACCGUGCGGGAUAAUAUUACAUUUGGUAGUCCAUUUAACGCUAGGAGAUAUGCAGAGGUUCUGGAUGCAGCAUCACUGAAGAAAGACAUAUUGAUGUUACCGGCUGGAGACAGGACAGAAGUUGGUGAGAAAGGUGUUACAUUGAGUGGAGGUCAAAAAGCCCGACUGGCCUUAGCUAGAGCAUUAUACCAGGAUAAGGAUGUGUAUCUCCUUGACGAUCCAUUGGCUGCAGUAGAUGCUCACGUGGCACAACAUAUAUAUGACAACUGCAUCAUGGGAAUGCUCAGAACAAAGACCAAAGUCCUUUGCACACACCACGCGAAAUUUCUAGGCAAAGCAGAUAUAGUCAUUGCAAUGGAUGAUGGAGUAAUCUCCAAAAUGGGGCUCCCAGGUGAUGUUCUGGAUGAUAUAAAGUUUGCUGAACACAAACCAACCAACAUCAAAGACUUGGUAUUAGAUCACUUUGAUAAUACCGAAAAUGACGGGAAACUAGGAGAGGAGACCAAGGCGACUGGUGAGAUGGAGUUAAGAGUGUACAAAUCAUUUCUAGCAUCGCUUGAACAAUGGUUAGUCCCAGCCAUGAUGGUGUCUUUCAUCGUUAUGCAAGCAUUUGAGAAGAUGAAGAGCUGGUGGUUAACCCACUGGGUCUCAAGUACUGCUGUUGACAAUAACAACAUUUCAGUUUCCAGAGAGUUCUGCUUCCAUGACAACAUGUCUUCACCAAUCAGUUUCAGUAAAGGCUAUGGCACUACAGUUCAGGUAACACACAGCCUUACAGGUCUGGGGUACUACAUGGCGGUGUAUAUGUGUCUAGCUGGUGUUUAUGCUGUCGCAAUGCUGGUCAGGGAAUUUCUCUUUGUCUAUGGCGGGAUGAGUAUAGCUAAGACUAUGCAUAACGACUUGCUCAAAAGCAUCCUCAAGGCGCCGAUGGCCUUUUUCGAUAUUACUCCCGUAGGGCGAAUUCUGAACAGAUUUUCAUCGGAUAUGGAUGUCAUCGACGAUCCCAUCAGCAAUGGAAUCAAGGUGGUUUUAACCCAACUCUUCGGUAUUGCUGCAGGUAUCCUCGUCGCUUGCUAUGGAAUGCCUUGGUUCUGCUUAGUGCUUCUACCAGUGGCAUUGCUCUACUACUAUAUACAAGAGAGAUAUCGUCAUACAUCUCGGGAAGUUAGACGACUUGCAAGUCUCAACCGCUCACCUAUCUUCUCCCACUUCUCGGAGACUGUGUCCGGAGUUGUCACUAUCCGGGCUUUCCGAGAAACGGAAAGAUUUAAAGACCAACAUCUACACCGUGUGAACAACUGGUUAAGAACCCAUUAUACAUCCCAUAAUAUCUCAAUUUGGCUCUUACUACGAACGCAGAUUGUUGGAAUUGUCAUGGUGACAGGAAUUGCAUUUUUGGCUGUGAUGCAACACAACAUCUUGGGUAUCGACCCAGGAGUUGCUGGACUUGCUCUUUCCUACACGCUUACACUUUCUGGUCGGCUGUAUCGAAUUGUAACCUGUGUGACUGAGGUGGAGAAACAAAUGGUCAGUGUAGAGAGGGUCCAACAGUAUAUCGAGGACACACCCAGCGAGAAAUGGGAAGGUUCAAAGCCAAUUUCACCCUGGCCAGCCGCAGGGGUCAUCAGCUAUAGUGACGUGUAUAUGAAGUACCGAGAUGGGUUACCUAACGUCCUAAAAGGCCUUAUGUUCAGCACACGACCUGCAGAAAAGGUGGGAAUUGUGGGACGUACUGGAUCCGGGAAGUCCAGCCUUUUCCAGACACUGUUUCGUACAGUAGAGAUAAGCUCUGGCGAUAUUACCAUUGAUGGAGUGAGCAUCCAGCAACUGGAUCUUAAAGACGUCAGACGCCACAUGGCUGUGAUUCCUCAGGAUCCGUUCCUCUUUAGUGGAACCGUCAGGAAUAAUCUGGACCCCACGUCCUCCUACAGUGACGAGGAACUUUGGGGUGUUCUGGACAGAUGUCAUCUGCGUGUGCCUGUCGACAGAUUGGGGGGUCUAGAGGGAGAAGUGGGAGAAAAAGGACGAUAUUUUUCUGUAGGACAGAAACAACUCAUGUGUCUGGCCCGAGCGCUUCUCACUAAGGCAAAGGUACUGUGUAUAGACGAAGCUACAGCCAGUGUAGAUCUAAAGACAGAUCAGUUGAUACAAGAAACGAUCCGCCAGGAGUUCGUGGACAGUACCGUGUUAACCAUUGCCCAUCGUAUCAACACUAUAAUGGACAGUGACAGAGUGUUGGUGAUGGACCAGGGUCAAGUGGCUGAACUGGACUCUCCAGAAAAUCUUCUAAAAGAUCAGGAGUCUGCAUUCUACAAGCUUGUUCAUGGGGAAAACUCUAACGAAUUAAUCAGUAGUUGAUGAAGACGUUUUCAUAUACAAAUAGGUAUACCAUGUGUGUAAAUCAUGAUUUGGUAGCCAUCAAUGCUAUCGUGUCAUUAAAUACGAUCUUUCUGUGUUAAUGGCUGGUCUAUUUAACCCAGUGUCGUCCGUAGUCGUGGCGCUGUUUGUUACCCAAUAUUUGGCAUUGACAAAUGAUCAAUGGGAACGCAUAAAAAUGUUGUUAACAGCAAAUGCAGUAACAUGAAUAAGUAUGUGCUCUUACUAAAUUAGACAGUUACUACAGACAACCUACUUACAUGUUCUAUGACUUGUUCUUACUUGGUGCUGAUGUUGAUAAACUAAGUUAAUUUCGGGAUGAGGGCGAAUGAGUAGGAAAUGCCUUGGUUAUAUCGGGCGAAUGCUACUGAUUGAAACGAAUAAAAGGUGGUAAAAGGAA